Messenger RNA from Periconia digitata, 2121 nucleotides. The record is from the annotation of a GenBank genome assembly. Lineage: Eukaryota; Fungi; Ascomycota; Dothideomycetes; Pleosporales; Periconiaceae.
UUUCUAUGCUACUUCAUUGGACGAAGGAUAAUCAUGAACUCAGUUGAACUAUACUCUACCCUCCCCUCUGCUCACUCUAUUCGACUCCUCAAUCUACAUCCUGGUACCUAUGGGAAACAGAUUACUUGUUCUCUCAUUGUGAUCGAUGACUAUACAUCAGCACCAGAACACAAAGCACUUAGCUAUCACUGGGGGAAUGCAAAUGACACCACCGAAUUGACUUGCAAUGGAAACCCCAUCUUCAUUACGAAGAAUCUCUACGCCGCUCUUCACCGAAUACGUGGAGAGACGCAGCCAUGCCUCAUCUGGGCCGACGCAAUAUGCAUCAACCAGAAAGACGUCGAGGAAAAGAACCAGCAACUCACUAUAAUGCCGGAUAUAUAUCAUCGCGCUUCAAGCGUCAUUGUAUGGGUCGGCCAUGGCGACGAAAACACGCAUAUAGCACUGGAUAUGAUUAAAUCCAUCGGCUACGCUUGCUGCAGGGAAAUUUAUGGGUCUAGUGUUCCCCAGGAAUCCUAUCUACCAACCCUUCGGAAGGAGCCCGAAAGAACACAGCUGGCCAUGAGAACCAACUUGGCAAGCCUGGAAGAAAUAUCGUACACGAUUCCAAGCUGGAAGAUGCUCUGGCGUUUCUUCCAGUCCGAGUGGUUUUUUAGAGUCUGGGUCAUUCAAGAGGUUCGAGACUGUGCAGACGUUUGGCUACUGUGUGGAGAGGAAAAGAUUGAAUGGGAUCUUGUAGCCUUGGCUGCGAAUUGGGUGCUUCAUUCCGCAGAUCGAGACGACAUGAUUGAAUGGAGGAAGGAAUACUACCCGUCCUAUCACGGAUUUCGCAAUGCAUUCUUGAUGUGGGAUCGAUCAUGGAGUACUCGUAGAGAUGCUCCUUUCCUAGCUUUUCUCCGCCGCGUUCGAAGUUUUCGCUCCACAGAUCCUAGAGAUAAAAUAUUCGCGGUUUUACAUCACCAUAUCAUUCAGGCGAAGUCAAUAGGAUCAAUCGAAGAUGCUAGAGUUACACAUUCUUCUGAUCCAUCAAUUCAUUCUUCGGCCACACAUCUCGGUUUCGAGGCAGAUUACAGCAUGACUACGUACGAGGUCUAUCGCAAGAUAGCAUUAGACUCAGUCAGAUACUAUCAAAACCUCGAAAUUUUAUGUUAUGCAUGGCCAACAGCAAAUCUAGACACAUCAUAUCCCUCGUGGGUACCCAGGUGGGAUCUUCCUACCGCCUCUGGAGGCAUGUUACUGCCAUUCCUUUACAAUGCAUCUCCUGGGACAGUGCCAUGGCUGCGGCAUAGCUUUGAACCAGAUAACUUGACUUUGCGAGGUCUUUGUGUCGGAACGGUCGUAGACAUUACGGGUUUUCUCAAGUUUGACGACAAACAAGGUCUUACAAACAACGCAGAUUGCGACGACUCUGUCAGAGCGUCCUUGAUAGAAGUGUCAAGAAUUCUGUUACAAGACAAAUGGCAAGAAGAGUCAGACCGAGACGAAGAGAAUACUGCCCAACGCGCUAUCGAUAAUCCUCGGGCUCACUUUGCCGAUUUCUGUGCCUAUCUCCUACCCCUCCUUGAGGGGCAUGCACAGGACAGCUAUAUCACUUUCGAUUCCUGGUGGUGCAAUCUUUGCUCAGAAUAUAUAAUCAAGCAACGGCAAGCGGUGCCCAAGCUUCCCAGAAUGUACCACUGCCGCAUCUGCGAUGACGACGAUUUCGAUCUAUGUUCCAAUUGCUAUGACUCUGGAAAGUGGUGCAAGGACUCUAGGCAUAGACUGAAGAGCGUGAAACCGGUACAUUUAUGGUGUCCGUAUAACGCUCAGGUGAUUCAGCAACUUAGAGUGCAUGCAAGUACAGGAAAUGCCGACCGCUUCGGAAGCCAAUCCAAAUUCGCUUGCGUGAGUCGUGUGUUUUUUACUGCCUCUCGGGGGUGGAAAGGUACAGGAUCGAGACAUAUCGAGCCUGGGGACUUUUUGGUUGUUUUAUUUGGGUCCCGGGUGCCUUUUAUAUUACGGAAAUAUGGUACAGGUUAUCGCUUGAUCAGUGACUGCUAUAUAUAUGGUCUUAUGGACGGAGAGGCGAUGCGCAUGUACGAUGACGGCGAGCUGGAGCUGGAGGACUUCGUCAUCCAAUGA